GGUAAAUCCUCAAGAUGAUGAUGAUGAUCAUCAUCAUCAUAGCCCAACAAUGCCUGAUGAUCGUGGUGGUGGUUUCUGUGGUGCCGGUGAUGGUAGUGGUGGUGGCAUUGGCGGUACUGGUGGUGACGAUGUUGGUGUUAUGGUUGUUCCAUCUAAAUUAACGUGUUCAACACACUUUGAGCAUUUCUUGCAGGCCGAGUCUUCGUCACAAGAGUCUAGGAGAAGUAGCCGCACCAACGCCACCAAUAUAAGAACCAAGACCAAGACAACACAACCUCAAAUAUUCGCAGCAGCAGCAACAACACACCAGCCUACCACAACAAUAAGAACAAAAACAACAACACUAACAAUAGCAACAAGCAAAAUGUAUGUUGG
Messenger RNA from Musca vetustissima, 375 nucleotides. RefSeq lists its product as uncharacterized. The transcript has 3 exons. The record is from RefSeq and is a predicted model, not a curated record. NCBI's taxonomy places the organism in Eukaryota, Metazoa, Arthropoda, Insecta, Diptera, Muscidae. The annotation marks the transcript as partial.